Messenger RNA from Myripristis murdjan (pinecone soldierfish), 4735 nucleotides. It is a transcript of the gene socs6a, whose product is annotated as suppressor of cytokine signaling 6a. Gene Ontology annotation, cellular component: phosphatidylinositol 3-kinase complex. Gene Ontology annotation, molecular function: 1-phosphatidylinositol-3-kinase regulator activity. The transcript is spliced from 3 exons. Gene Ontology annotation, biological process: intracellular signal transduction; protein ubiquitination; regulation of growth. Bases 569 to 2179 code for a protein of 536 amino acids. The record is from RefSeq and is a predicted model, not a curated record. NCBI's taxonomy places the organism in Eukaryota, Metazoa, Chordata, Actinopteri, Holocentriformes, Holocentridae.
UCAACAGGCAACAAAGGAAGAAAGGAAGAGGCCGUAAGCUAGAAAGUAUUAGCCAACCCAGGCAGAUAGCUGUCGCCUUAUUGUGUCGUUUUACAUGGCAGGUAACAUUUCGAAAUACAAACAAAUAUUAAGUGGAGCCAUAUGAACCCUUUACACCCCCGUCUGGACCCAGAAGCCGACUAAAGGGAAGGUUUAUGCUUUCGACAGCUAACGUUAACUCAGCUAGCUGAUUGGCUUAGCUGGCUGGGUAACAAGCCAUCAUUAGCCAACUAGCCUGCUAGCGAACCUUUCAUGAAAGCUUUGUACAAAACAGAAGCUAAACUUUGCGGGAAACUCUUGAUAUCUCCUCGAGUGAGAAAUGCCGAUACACAACUGACAGGCAUCAAAUGAAAGGAGGUGGAAGUGGAACCUAGCCCAUCUAUCUGAGUCACCAUUUUCAGGCACAUAAUGGGCAUUAUGGUUCCACUGUUUGCAUGACUGGUUUUGUGUGGCCUGAUGGAAGGACAUUGUGGAUAGCACUUUCAUCAGGAGAGCCAUUCCAUGCCCCCACUUUGGAGGGCCUACCAGAAUGAAGAAGAUAAGCCUUAAGACCAUCCGCAAGUCCCUCAACAUAAAGGGCAAAGAGGAGGGUGACUUUGUCAUGCUCCAGCAGCCCUCGCUCACUGCAGACUUCUCCAAGGAGGAGUCGCUUUUUGGGGGUUGCUACACCAAAGACCUCUCUGGCUGUGACCUCGGUGGUGAAGAGGACAAAGGGGGCCAGAACAAGGGCCGUUCAAAGAGCGAGAGCCUGAUGGGAUCACUAAAGAGGAGGCUGUCUGCUAAGCAGAAGGCUAAGGUGAAAGGCAGCUCUUCUGCCAUGGGCUCUGUGGAUGAUGAUGACACUUUCUCAUCCUCUUCUGUGCCCAUCAGCUUCAAUGAGGUGAAAGCCCAGAGACCUCUUAGAUCUGCAUCCCUACGGAGCCACCAUUACAGCCCCUCACCAUGGCCCCUCCGAAAUGUCAAUUCUGAUGAAGCGUGCAUAAAAAUGGAGGUGAAGGUGAAGGCUAUGGUUCACUCACCUAGCCCAAGUCCCAACCUGAAUGGUGUCCGGAAAGAAUUUCAUGACUUCCAGAUGGAAGGGCUCUUCCAGGACCAGGCAGAAUCCCUAAAGAAUCUCCAGCAGCCUCAAAACGGUGAGCUGCAUCUGAAUAUUGAUGAACAUGACGUGCCUGUAGUGCUGGGGUUGACACCUCAGGACUACAUCCAGUACACUAUGCCUUUAGAUGAGGGAAUGUACCCUGAGGGGUCCCACUCUUUCUGCCUGGAAAGCUCUUCUCCCAUGGAGGUGGUGACUGAGGCAGACAGUGGGUCUCUCCAUACAGACCAGGGCCAGGAGGACCAUGACCUGGUCAGCGGCAUGCCUCCAGACCUCUUCAUGGAAACCUCAGUUAAUAGCCUUCUCAUUGGCUCUGCUGGUGUGAUGCUCCAAAGCUCUAGAGUUGAGGUUCCACCUCCCCUCUCGCCACUCCUACCACCCAUGACUGGUAAUGGAGAGAUCCCCAGGACUUUUUCGGGGUUCAGCUCUGCAGACAGCCAGGUAGCUGAAAGAGUAAGACACCACCUCAACUUUGACCCUAACUCUGCUCCUGGGGUCAGUCGAGUAUAUGAUUCAGUCCAGAGCAGCGGGCCCAUGGUGGUGACCAGCCUGACAGAGGAGCUGAAGAAGCUGGCAAGGCAGGGCUGGUACUGGGGUCCCAUUACUCGCUGGGAGGCCGAGGAAAAGCUGGUCAACCUGACUGAUGGCUCAUUCCUGGUCAGGGACAGCUCAGAUGACAGGUACCUCCUCAGCCUGAGUUUCCGGUCACAGGGCAAAACCCUCCACACCCGCAUUGAACACUCUAAUGGACGCUUCAGCUUCUAUGAGCAGCCAGAUGUUGAGGGCCACACAUCCAUCGUGGACCUAAUUGAACACUCCAUCAAAGACUCAGAGAAUGGAGCCUUUUGCUAUUCCAGGUCUCGCUUACCAGGGUCUGCCACCUACCCUGUCAGACUGACCAACCCCGUGUCUCGGUUUAUGCAAGUGCGCUCCCUGCAGUACCUGUGUCGCUUUGUCAUUAGACAGUACACCAGGAUAGACCUGAUUCAGAAACUGCCUUUACCCAACAAGAUGAAAGAUUAUCUCCAGGAGAAGCACUACUGAGGACACAGAGACAGGACAAUGGUAGCAAUUUGCACUUUUGGGUUCAGUUAAGAGAUUUAAACAAGGUUUACAGACAACCAUAGUUUUGAGACGAUUGGUUCCGGUGGCUCUUGAUUUGUGUCCAGGGGACUUUGUCACUGUCCAGUCCUCCAUUCCACUGUUCAGGGGUUUUUAUUUAGGAUUGGCCAGUAUCAGGUGGCUCUACUUCCAGAGACUUAGGCCUUCACAGAAUCUAGUGCAGGAAUGUGGCAGAGGUAUACAGCAAAGUUAUCUUAGUUGCGUACAUCAGACAUGCAUUAUGGGAAAUGUAUGGGAAAGUGUAAUAUCCGGUGGUGCAAGUAGAGCAGGUUUUCACAGUUUCACCAUCUGUGUUAAAUGUGGGCCUGAGAAAAAUGUCACUUUGGUUGGUAUUGAAAAAUUGACUUUUACCCAUGGGAUUGAAUAUUUCAAAGAGCAUUUCAGUGAGGGACAAGUUAAAACCUAUGCUUUACAUCCAUAAUUUUAAAGGAGGCAAUUGUGAACCUAGCCCCUGCAGACUGACCAAUUUUGAUCAUCUUUUGUUUUGUUAGACAUCAAACUACAAUGUGACCAGUGUAAAGAGCCUUGUAAGAAUGUGUGUAAUAGCAGCCCAUUCUUCUCAUGUAUGCUUUUGGUUGAAUGUGCCCUAUAACAAGUGCUGGUUGGGUCAAGGCAUGCAUGUAAUGGUAAUAUCAAGAAAAUACUUGUGUCACCAAAGAUGAUUUAGAAUUAAUUGUAUCUCACAGUUGUAUUCAUCACAUAACUAGCUGUAGGCACAUUUGCAAGGCUAACCUGAUAGAUGUCAUUCCUCUCCCUGUUUUUAUUUACAUCUAUGCUAGCAUGUAAACAUCUGCAGUGUGUAGACACACUUGGAUAGAGUUGUAACACUAACUAAACUACGUCUCUAUGACACUUAUAUUUCUCCAAACAUCUACACUUAUGCAGCAGUCCUUCACCUUGUUCACCACAUGAAAAUAGUCAAAAUUUGCCAGUCUGUAAGAGGCUUUAAAACAAUUUGGUGGAAAAAAAAAAAUAGCUGUAGGGAAACAUUGUAUGGCUGCAUGUAGCCAUUUUAUAGUGUGCAAGCGAGUCUAGAGGUACUGACGAUGCUGGUUUUUCUUGUUGUAAUGCUGUUAAGUAAUAAUGAGUUGUAUAGACCUUUUUAAAAUCCACGUACAAAUAAGUAACCUUAAGAUAAAAUGAAAGCUAAAUCUUUCUGCAUUAGGAAUGUUGCAAAAACUGCACCACAGCUCAGGCCUAACAACUUUUCACUAUCUGUAAUGCUUGUAUCUGCAUGUAGUAAAGACUUUACGACUGUCAAGUAAGUGCACUGUAGACUUACUCCAAAUGACAAAAGAUGUCAUGGCAAGAGGGUAAAGGAAGAUUUUUGACUAAUUGUGUUGUUAAAGUGCAAAUUUCCUAAAUGGUUACUUUUAGUUAAUGCACGGAUGCAUAUACCUUAAAUGAUUCAUGACUGAAGUAAAUUAAACUCAAUUACCCUAAAACUGAAUAUGGACCUCCAGCCAUUUGACCUAAUUCUAUAUGCAGGGUUGGCUCUUUCUUUGUUGCUUAAUGCCAGUAAUGACCUAGACUCGGAUCAAAGGAAUCCCAAGAAAUGGUGUGAACUUAGGUAAAACAGUUUGGGAAAGCCAGGGUGAAGUCUCUUAGUCACAUUUUGGAUUGAUCCCAGGUGCUCAGGCAUUUAAAAAAAAAAAAAAAAAAGAAGAAGAAGUUCCAUCACAGCUGCAUGACAUCCGUACUCUCUGCUGUCAUAUGGGUUUCAAGGACAUUGAAAGCAUAUGAUUAUUGCCAUUCCUUAUUCAUGUUGUCCCUAGUCCCCAAAGAGCUGCACUACCCCACAGAUUGUCUCUCUACUGGGCUGUUUGUGCCGGAGCAAAGGGAAGAGCACACAUUAUGCUACGCAAGUGCUUUAUAUGGAUACUUUGACAGGGAAUUGUGUUUUCACAUUAUGUCUGAGCAUCUUUUUUGACAUUAGUGUCCUUAAAAAGUAUUUGGGAAAUGGCUCUCAGACAACGUUGGUAGAUUGUUUAGCGCAUAGUUCUAGUUUUAGUUAGCGAGAUCUGUUGGUGUCUGAGGAAGUGACCAUGAAUCUAGCACAGCAGUUAGAUAGGAACAUUGAAUGGUGUUGCAUGUUUAAAGACUUAGCAUUUUACAACUUUGAACUGUAUAGGAAUGAAGGAUCUAGGUUGUGUGUCUGGCUGUGUAGAGGGAUUUUUUUUUGUAAUUUUUAUUUCUUUUCAGUCACAAACAUGAGCUGGACAUUCUGUGUACAAGAAAUGUAUUUUUGUUAUAAUCUUUUGACAUUUGCCGUCUGAGGGGAUGAGGCUGUACAAAAGGAAUGUACGCUUGUUUGAGGUAUCCAUUUUAUCUGCCUACAAACCAGUUGCAGAAAGCAUGCAGAACCAUAAAACUACAGACACAUUUUUGCACUUGAAUACUCUCCGUUGACAUGCUUGGAUCCUCUCCUCCAUAAAGUUGUCCUUCAGAUGGUAAUGUGUAAAAAAACAAAAAAACAAA